Molecule: messenger RNA, 2307 nt
Organism: Cutaneotrichosporon cavernicola
Lineage: Eukaryota; Fungi; Basidiomycota; Tremellomycetes; Trichosporonales; Trichosporonaceae
Gene: MRS2
Exons: 3
Coding region: 1-2307 (768 amino acids)
Biological process (GO): mitochondrial magnesium ion transmembrane transport; iron-sulfur cluster assembly
Cellular component (GO): mitochondrial inner membrane
Molecular function (GO): magnesium ion transmembrane transporter activity; iron-sulfur cluster binding
Source: RefSeq, a predicted model, not a curated record
AUGAGUGCGCGGCCCGUCAUGCUCGCGCUUGCACGCCCCACCGCCCCGCUCAUCUCACGGGCAACCAGGUCCGGGCCCAGCACUCAGCAGUCUCGAGGCAUCCUCACUCAGCGCGCGACGAGCUUUUGGGCGCCAUCUUAUCCCGCUCCCGAGAAGAAUCACAAGAUUGAAGAGACACCCAUGCCGCCACUGCCCGAGGCCAGGGGCGGGUUGAUCCCCGAGACGGCGAGCUCGAGCUCCACCAAGUCGCAUCGACGGGACCGGUAUCUCGACAGCUUAAUGGACAAGGCAGGGCACAUGUAUCUGAAGUGCUCGAUUCUCGAUGCUAACGGCAACUGGACCGCAGAGGAGGGCACAUAUCGCAAGAUGGACUUGUGUCGAGCGCACGACCUCGACCCCCGCGACCUGCGCAAGCUCGACAGCCUCGUCCCGUCGCUCGUGCCGAUCAUCCUCACUCGCAGGAGUUGUAUCCUCAUCUCGAUUCAGCACAUCCGCGCGCUUAUCAAGCCCGACCGCGUGAUCAUCUUCAACACACCCGGCGCGGAGGACAGCGAGGCCGCCAAACGCUUCAAGGCGCACCUCCAGGCGAACGUGCGCUCUGGCUUGGCGCCGAAGCACGAGGAGCGGGUCGACGGCGAGGACUACGGCCUGCCGUACGAGCACCGCGCGCUCGAGAGCAUCCUCGUCGACACGGCGAACGCGCUCGAGGAAGAGAUGGGUUUCAUCCGCCGCCUUGUGGAUUCCCUGCUGGAGAGAUUCGAGCACGACAUCGACCGCGAGAACCUCCGGCGCCUGCUGCAUUACUCUCGUCGACUGGCAGGGUUCCAGACGCGCGCAAAGAGCAUCAAGAGCUCGUUUGACGAGCUCCUCGACAGUGACGAGGACCUCGCGGCGAUGUACGUGGGCGACCGCAUGCACGGCCGUCCGCGCGCGGUGCACGACCACGAGCAGCUCGAACUCCUCCUUGAGGGCUUCACCAAGCAGGUGGAAGAAGUCGUCUCAGAAAUUGAUACAACCGCCGCCAACAUGCAAAGCACACAGGAGGUAGCCGAGCUUAUGCUCGACUCGGGCCGCAAUGAGCUGCUGGCUUUGGACAUCAAGGUCUCGAUGGCGACGCUCGGCAUCGGCGCGGGCGCGCUCAUCCCCUGUCUCUUCGGCAUGAACCUCACAACACACCUCGAGAGUACCGAGUAUGUGUUCCUCGCAGCGUCUGGCGCGUCCAUGUCCCUCGCCCUGCUGCUGUACCUGUACGGCGUGCGCGUACUGCGCAAGGUGCGCCACGUGAGCCUGGUCAGCAUGCCGACCUCUCUCCCGCAGUCGGUGAGAGAGGCCAAGGAGCGCUUCGUGCGCGAGCGCGCUGAGAGCUGGCGUUGGCACGAGGCGCAGGCUGAGGCCGAGUGCGGCGCCAAGAGCUCGACCAUGUAUGCCAAGGGAAUCCCGGACUAUGAAGCACGGUGGGGGGCGGUACGUCGCUCCCUCCGCUCCCGCGCAUCAAUCUGGGACCGCCUCUUUCGUCCUCACCUUCUUCACCGCAACCUGCUGGGUCUCAAGCGCGCACCGGUGUUGAAGAUCAGGGCGGUGGUGCAUCCCAAGAAGGAUGCUGCGGCGGGCCAGUCGCCUGUACCUGGCGGCGCUGGGGCAGUGCCAGCUGCUGGGUCGCAUGGCGCGACCCACCCCAUCCCGUCGACCAACACGCAUCCGCCGUCGCCCAUGGCGAGCCCCACCCGGCCAACUGCGCCUCGCACGAUGAGUGCGCCUCUUGCGCGCGUGUUCACAACAUCCCCUGCGAGCCAGAAGGAAGUCGGCAUCCUCCCCGACAAGGACAGUCUGCCGAGCUUGAAAGCGCAUCCUCCGCUCCCAAAGGCGGUGCCGGUGACUGUCACGCCACCUUCCCUAGCUGCGAUCCAGGAGGAAGGCUAUUACGAUGACGACGUCACUCUGUUGCCGGAGGACGAAGCCAUGCUGCGCCUAACCCCUUCAGCGGCCGCCCAAUUGGCGAAGAUUGGGGAAGGCGAGAAGCCGGGGUCACAGCUGGCUUUCCGUGUUGGCGUCGACAGUGGCGGGUGCCAUGGGUACCAGUACAAGAUGGAGCUGACGGAGGAGCGAGGCGGUGACGAUUACGUCUUCUCGGCCGGCUCGAUCCCUGUCGUUGUCGACCUCGCGUCACUCCGCCUGUUGAAGAACGCGACGUUGGACUACGCGACUGAACUCAUUGGGAGCUCCUUCCGCAUUGCCCACAACCCUCAGGCGAAGGAUGGCGGAAACUGCGGAUGUGGUGUGAGCUGGGAGCUUGAGGGACAGUUGUAG